Molecule: messenger RNA, 661 nt
Organism: Megalops cyprinoides (Indo-Pacific tarpon)
Lineage: Eukaryota; Metazoa; Chordata; Actinopteri; Elopiformes; Megalopidae
Product: histone H1-like
Exons: 1
Coding region: 38-661 (207 amino acids)
Biological process (GO): nucleosome assembly
Cellular component (GO): nucleosome
Molecular function (GO): structural constituent of chromatin; DNA binding
Source: RefSeq, a predicted model, not a curated record
GCGCGUGUAUUAGAGAAGAGAACCGAGUGAAGAAGAAAUGGCUGAAGUCGCACCAGCUCCCGCCGCCCCCGCGCCGGCCAAGGCCCCCAGAAAGAAAGCAGCAAGCAAGCCCAAGAAAUCGGGCCCCAGUGUUGGAGAACUGAUCGUCAAGGCCGUGUCCGCUUCCAAGGAGAGGAGCGGAGUGUCCCUCGCCGCCCUGAAGAAAGCUCUGGCGGCCGGCGGCUACGAUGUGGAGAAGAACAACUCCCGCGUCAAGCUGGCACUCAAGAGCCUGGUGAAGAAGGAGACCCUGUUGCAGACCAAAGGAACCGGCGCUUCUGGUUCUUUCAAGCUCAACAAAAAGCAAGCCGAGGCUGCGAAAAAGAAACCCGCUAAGAAAGCGGCUCCUAAGGCGAAAAAGCCGGCCGCCAAAAAACCCGCUGCCGCCAAGAAGCCUAAGAAGGCAGCGGCGAAGAAGCCCGCCGCCGCCGCCAAGAAGUCACCGAAGAAGGCGAAAAAGCCCGCUGCACCCAAGAAGGCGACCAAGAGCCCCAAAAAAGCUAAGAAGCCUGUAGCAGCCAAGAAGGCGACCAAGAGUCCCAAGAAAGCCAAGGCCGCCAAGCCCAAGGUGGCCAAACCCAAGACCACCAAAGCCAAGAAAGCGGCUCCCAAGAAGAAGUGA